CGCCAGAGUGAUGAGUUAUUCACCGGAUGUCACAGUGCACAAUGAUCACCAAAAGCGGAAGUAAUACGUAUCAGCGUGAUAAUCCCUAAUUGACACCCAUUCAUAUUUUUCGAUCUCAUAGGUCCCAUGAGCCCUACCGGAAGGGGCGUGACUUCGCCACUCUAUUAUGUCCAUGCUCUGGCAGCAUCAAUCGACGGAUGAGGAAGCCGGAUCCAAUACGUCAUAGGCCACGCCCACUGGAUACAAACGCAGCGCGGGAGUCAGAUGAGGUCAGGAACACAUGGCCGUCCCGUUGCUAGAACACGGCAGCGCCAAACAUUUCACUGACGACUGCUUCCUCAACUUGGGCCAAUACAGAGCUGGACUUGCUCAACGUCUGAAAAUCAAGUCUGGAUCAGUACCAACUCUCCUCGGCUCAGCUACAAACCUCGACAAAGCCAGCUCAUCAAGUGCUUCCAUUCAGCAGCUUCUCUCAAGGGAUGUCGCCUGCCAGACAUAACACCUGGAAACGCAUACUUGUAGGCACACAGCUAUCCUUAAAGUCUUUGCAGCCCCAUUUUAAAAGUGAAGAAGACUUCGAUGCCUUUGGAGACCGUAGCACGCAGCGUGGCGCCACCUCAGAGAGUCUGGGUGUGGAUGCCCCUGGCUCCUCCCACAUGUCCAGUCACAGCGGGGAGCUGAAGAUUCUGAGCGUCUACGGUAAAGGGGAGGGCCCUUUGGCGACGGACGGCCAUGACAACCUCUUCACCGCGUCAGAAGUGGAGCCCCUGAACUCGCUGUCUGCGGACCACAGCGCGGCCAAGAGCCUGGAGCGCGGCGAGCGGCUGGUCUGCCGCGAGGAGCUGAGUGUGCAGCAGACCCCAGACACCAUUUCAAUCAAGGUUGAAGAGGAUAUUGGUGGAGGCAUGCCUGCUGUAGAAGACUGUGAUGCCUUUGGAGACUGUAGCACGCAGCGCGGCGCCACCUCGGAGAGUCUGGGUGUGGACGCCCCUGGCUCCUCCCACAUGUCCAGUCACAGCGGGGUGUUGCGGAUCCUGAGCGUCUACGGUAAAGGGGAGGGCCCACUGGCGGUGGACGGCCAUAUCACCCUCUUCACCUCGUCAGAAGUGGAGCCCCUGAACUCGCUGUCUGCGGACCACAGCGCGGCCAAGAGCCUGGAGCGCGGCGAGUGGCUGGUCCGCCACGAGGAGCUGAGUGUGCAGAUACCAUCAACUAACACCACUAAGACAGCGAAAAAAAGAGGAAAGACACUUGUUGAAAGGACAGCUACUAAAAGGGAGGCGGAGAGAGCUCGAAAUAAAACCAGAGUAAACAUCGGCGUGGCUUAUGAGCGAUGGAGAGAGUUACGUGACCUGAGAAACUUAAAAUCGGACGCUGAGAUGGCUACAUUUCUUAUAGACAGUUAUGAGAACCUCACAUCCCCUACUUCAUCCACACCAUGCAAGCGCAGGAGAAACCUGCCUCUUCCCCAAGCUUCAAGCAUUCAUUCAGAGACACUCUUAGACAGAGCCGAUGACUUCUUGGAUGCUGAAGAUGUAGAGGACACCAAUCCUGCCACUACCUUUCAAAGUAUGGAUACAAGUAUUUCUCCACAGGUAAAUGACAUUGAAGUCAUAACUGAAGAAGAAUUUAAUGACAUCCGGAACUCUACAAUUGGCUGGGCCGAUAACACCUGGGAAGAUGACAGUGGAGAAGAUGACAGUUGGUACCCAGAAAUGGAGAUGGACAAUGGGUCAUCUUCAGAGGAGGAAGAAAUGAUGGGGGAAGACUGUGAAUGCAGUGAUGACAGUGACAUCGAUUACGUGCCUUAUCUCUGUGUGCGGACUGGUGGAGCUCUCCAAAAGAGCAAAUGGCUGGACACAUUACCAGCUGUUGGUCUGGAGGAGACUGUUCAUGACCUUGAUGAUGGACACAAUUCCUCAGAAGUGAUACCACCGCUACCAGAGAAGACCCAAGUCCUCUGCAAGGAAGAUAUAAUUGGACAACCAGCUUCCAUUGUCUACCAUAGCUGUCUUAAACAGCUGGCUCAGUAUCUUGUCUUACCAAUCCCCAAGUGCAACACAAAGGACCCAGUAACUGAUGCUGAAUGUGGAGCACUUAGACCAUUUGAGGUGAAAAUAACUUCCAGGGGCACAUCAGUUGUCGUGGAAUGGAUAUGUCAUCAGGGUCACAGUGUCUGGAGGUGGAACUCCCAGCCCACUCUAAAAUAUGGGAUGCAUGCAGGUGACUUCAUGUUGUCCUCGAACAUCCUACUCUCUGGGAACAACUACGGGAAGGUGGCUCUGCUGUUCAAAUUCAUGAACUUGGGAAUAGUACACAGAACCACAUUCUUUAAAAUCCAGGACGCCUACUGCUUUGACGCCAUCGAGGACGACUGGGAUGACAAGAGGUCAGCCAUUAUUACCCGGCUGAAAUCAAAGGACAGUGUAGUGGCCCUUGGUGACGGUCGUAUGGAUAGUCCUGGGUUUUCAGCACAGUACUGUACAUACACAACGACGGACAACGACAGUAAAGAGAUCAUAUCAAUUGUCAAUAUUGAUAAGAGGGAGACCCAGAAGAAUUCGGUUAUCAUGGAGAAGGAGGCUUUCAUCCGGACCUUUGAGACUCUCCACAAAGAGAUUCGCCUACAGGAGUUUUGCACUGAUGCUCAUUCACAGAUCUCGGCGCUCUUCAAUCCAACAAAAGGCAGGUUCAAGGACUCUGGUGUUCGACACACCCUUGACAUCUGGCAUGGGUCAAAGAACUUGGGUAAAAAAAUCCAUGCAGUAAGUUCCUGACUUCGAUUCUGUUAUUGGUCCUUGAUAAUAGAUUGUUAUAAUACCAAGUCGA
Messenger RNA from Gadus chalcogrammus (walleye pollock), 2829 nucleotides. RefSeq lists its product as uncharacterized. Lineage: Eukaryota; Metazoa; Chordata; Actinopteri; Gadiformes; Gadidae. The record is from RefSeq and is a predicted model, not a curated record. The coding region runs from base 480 to 2777 and encodes 765 amino acids. The transcript is spliced from 14 exons.